Molecule: messenger RNA, 201 nt
Organism: Dicrocoelium dendriticum
Lineage: Eukaryota; Metazoa; Platyhelminthes; Trematoda; Plagiorchiida; Dicrocoeliidae
Source: the annotation of a GenBank genome assembly
AUGAUCUGCGUUUUCCAAGCAAAAUUAGAUGAAUAUAAAACCGGUUUUAAAAUGAUUGAAUACCCUUCCGGAACAAAUCAUCCUAUAUCUACAAGUCAAAACUUCACAUUCACCUACGUGAACGAGGAAAAUGAAUAUCCACAACUUGUGAAAGGUACAAUAGCUAACUUCCUUAUGCAUUUAAAUCUGGUAAUGAAAUGA